Molecule: messenger RNA, 1573 nt
Organism: Macrosteles quadrilineatus (aster leafhopper)
Lineage: Eukaryota; Metazoa; Arthropoda; Insecta; Hemiptera; Cicadellidae
Gene: Coq6
Product: ubiquinone biosynthesis monooxygenase COQ6, mitochondrial
Exons: 10
Coding region: 122-1450 (442 amino acids)
Biological process (GO): ubiquinone biosynthetic process
Cellular component (GO): mitochondrion
Molecular function (GO): oxidoreductase activity, acting on paired donors, with incorporation or reduction of molecular oxygen, NAD(P)H as one donor, and incorporation of one atom of oxygen; 2-octaprenyl-6-methoxyphenol hydroxylase activity; FAD binding
Source: RefSeq, a predicted model, not a curated record
CAAAUUUCUCUAGCCGUUUUGUUUCAUCAGCCAAGUCAAAACAAAUAAGUUAACAGUUCUUGGUAUAGUUAGUUUAACAUUUUUUUUUUAUUUAAAGUUUAAAGCUUAGUUUUAUGUUAACAUGUCUUCGUGUGUACGUUUCAUUUCAAACACAACAUCAACGAAACAUUUUGAUGUUAUUGUUUCUGGAGGUGGAAUGAUAGGCACAGCACUAUCAUGUUUAUUAGCUCAGACACCUUCGCUCUCAAGUCAUAAAAUACUCCUUCUUGAAUCAAACAAACCAAAACAGUGGAGUCUUUCACCAGCCUACAGCAAUCGAGUAUCCUCAGUAAAUGAAGCCACAAAACAUCUCAUGGAAAGUAUAGGUGCUUGGGAACAUAUCUCCAAAGCAAGAUUCAAACCUGUCAUGAAUAUGAAGGUUUGGGAUUGUUCUGGAGCGAAAGUGGAAUUCAAUAACGAUAACAGUACCGACCCAGUGGCAUACAUUGUGGAAAACGACAUCUUAGUUGAUUCAGUGGAAAAGGAACUAAAGAAAGCAGAUAAUGUGACUGUUAUGAACGACACACGUGUGGAGGAAUAUACGUUACCCAAACACGGGAACGAAGAAGUGCAACUGCGGCUGACUGACGGCUCUACAGUCACUUGCAACCUUCUGGUUGGAGCUGAUGGAGCGAAUUCCGCCGUACGUAAGGCCAUGGGAGUGCAAUAUGUAAGCUGGAAAUACAAUCAGACUGCAGUGGUCGCUACAUUGAAACUAGCAGAGGGAUCUCAGAAUGAUACAGCAUGGCAAAGGUUUCUACACUCUGGGCCCGUCGCACUUUUGCCAUUGACAAAUGAGUUGACAUCUUUAGUUUGGUCAACUUCCUUAGAAGAAGCAAAAAGACUCUUGAAGCUACCUAACGAUUCUUUUGUGGAUGCGCUAAAUGAUGCAUUGUGGAAGGAGCCAGUGAGGUCCGAAGUAGUUACAGCAGUCAGUUCAGUAGCCAGACGUGUCCUGGGCUUGGUAGAGUCUACAGCUCCUUCCUCCUCCCCCCAGCCUCCCAAUGUAGCCUCAGUGGUGGACAGCAGUAGAGCAGCCUUCCCUCUGGCCUUUGGACAUGCUGCAUCCUACGUGGCUCAGGCUGUGGCUCUGGUCGGAGAUGCAGCACACAAGGUACAUCCUCUAGCAGGCCAGGGAGUCAACCUGGGAUAUGGAGACAUCAAGUGUUUGGUGGAUCAACUUGACCAAGCUGCACACCUAGGCAAACCACUGGGUCAUAUCGGGACUCUAAGGGAGUAUGAGAGGCUGCGUCAGGCUCACAAUCUACCCUUGAUGAUGGCCAUUGAUCUCAUGGCAAGAGUCUACUCCACCACCAACCCUGUACUACUGGCCGCUGGAAAUGUAGCUCUGCAGGUUGCUGACUCGUUAUCACCCAUCAAGACUAUGAUGAGAAAUAGAGCUGCGUCGUGAAUUGUCAGUUCAUCAUAUAGUAUUUGUCUUUCGUUUGUAAAUAUUUAUUGUACUAGUCUUAUGAUUGCUAUUUAAAAUCUAUGUUGUAAUUUGUGAUGUUAAAAUAAUAAAUGAAUUUAUUAA